AUGUACUCCAUCAAGACCGUCAGGUCCGUUAUUGGAACGACUGGAUGGUUGAAACGGCCUUGUUUUGGAUGCAAUAGUGCCUCUAUCCGAACAGCCGCGGAUUUGGCAAUGCUGAAUAAGCUUAGAUCCAAGAAGAGGAUUAAUAGAAACCCUCUGCCAACUACAGUGGACCCUCAGAAGGGACAGCCCGAAACUGGCAAUAAAGGUGUUCCUCCACACACACAGUCGAAAAUAGCAAGCGAGCAUAAAGUAGUAAGAAAUGGAGUCAAGAAAGUUGAGGAUAAAUUUCAGAAGAAACCACAUUCCAAGUCUCAGGGAAACUCAAGGUCUAGGAAGAUAUCCAAGGAAGAGGAAAAAGCUCUAAAAGAGAUUUCCACCGAGUUCGAAACUCAUAGAACAGAAGCAUCAAAGUCAGCUUCGAAAAAGAAGCGGUCUCCAAAUAAGCCAAAAACUGCAGUUGAAAGACCAAAGAUCCCGUUAACGCUUCCUUCGUUCUUGACUGUCUCUAAUCUAAGUACCAUUUUGAGGGUUAGAAACGAGGACCUUCUGACCAAACUGAAGGAACUAGGAUUUGAAAACAUGACCUAUAACUACAUUCUAGACUCCGAAACUGCUGCAUUAAUUGCCGAUGAGUAUGGGUUUGAGGCUACUACAAAUGACAAUACCAGUGUGGACCUGUUUGAACAGCCAGAAUGCACUGAGCAAAAACUUUUGGUUCCAAGAGCACCUGUUGUAACUAUAAUGGGACAUGUAGACCACGGCAAGACCACCAUUCUGGACUAUUUAAGAAAAUCAUCUAUUGUCAACGGAGAGUUUGGUGGAAUAACCCAGCACAUAGGAGCAUUUUCAGUUAAGACUCCAAAGACAAAAAAGAUGAUCACAUUCCUCGAUACUCCAGGUCAUGCUGCGUUUCUAAAAAUGAGACAAAGAGGAGCUGAUGUUACUGAUAUUGUGGUUCUGGUUGUGGCAGCUGACGAUUCUGUGAUGCCUCAGACUAAAGAAGCCAUAAAGCAUGCCAAAAACUCUGGAGUACCUAUCAUUGUUGCCAUAAACAAGUGUGAUAAGCCAGAUGCGAACCCGGAUAAAGUGGUUGCCGACUUGGCCGGUCAUGAUAUCGAUGUAGAAGAUUACGGCGGUGAAACUCAGGUUGUCCGAGUGUCUGGCAAGACAGGACUUGGUAUGGAAGACUUAGAAGAGUCUAUUAUUACAUUAUCCGAAGUUCUUGACCUGAAGGCUCAAGAAUCAAAGACUCUUUGCGAAGGAUGGGUGAUCGAGUCCGAAAUGAAAAAGGGACUUGGAAACACUGCCACAUUCUUAGUCAGAAGGGGUGUUCUGGAGAGGGGCAAAAUUAUAGUGGCCGGUAAUACUUGGUGCAAAGUGAAGAUUAUGAAAGAUGAGCACGGAAAAGUUUUGAAGAAAGCUGGCCCUUCGACCCCAGUUGAAGUUAUUGGCUGGAAAGAUCUUCCGGAAGCCGGUCAGCUCGGUUUGGAGGCUAAGGAUGAAGCUCUUGCUAAGAAAGUAAUCUUGAACAGAAUGGCAAGAGAGGAAAAGUUUAAAGAAGCCCAAGAUAUUGAAAAGAUUAACGAAAUGAGACAAAGCGAGUUGAGAGAAGCCAAUAAAAGACAAAAAAUAGAAGAGUUGGCCAAGAAUGGCCUUUCGUUAGAAGACAUUCGAAAACUAGACAGUGAGGAAUACAAAGAUCUUUUAGAUGAAACUAAACAAGAAUGUGAAAUUGUUCCCUUUAUCAUUAGAGCUGAUGUUAGCGGCUCCUCUGAAGCCAUAGCUGAGAGUAUCGAUGGUCUAGGUAAUGAUGAAGUGAAAAGUAAAGUCUUGUACCAAGAGGUCGGUCCUCCUACUGAAACUGAUAUUGAAAGAGCUGAGACAUCCGGAGCUAUUAUUUUUGCAUUCAACCUUAAAACUCCUAAAGACAUCAUUUUGAAAGCCGAAAGAAGGGGAGUGCAUAUAAAAAGUCAUAACGUUAUUUAUCAUUUGAUUGAAGAAGUCACUCAUGAGCUUCAAUCCAGAUUGAAGCCCGAUAUUAAAGUUGAGGUAUUAGCUUCAGCUAAGGUUCGUGCUGUGUUUAGUAUCACAGGAAAAAACAAGAAAGAGUUCAAAAUUGCAGGUUGUAAAGUAUCCCAAGGGAUCAUUAAAAGAAACUCUCAGAUCCAAGUGACUAGAAAUGGACAGAUGAUCUACAGGGGCCAUAUAGAUGCUCUUAAACAUGAAAGAGAUGAUGUCGCCGAGGUAAAGAAAGGAAUGGAUUGCGGUGUCAGCCUUGGAAGAUGGCAGAACUUUGAGGAAGGUGAUGAUAUUGAAGUCUAUGAAGAGAAAGAAGUGCCCCGAUACUUGUAA
Komagataella phaffii GS115 is the source of this 2352-nucleotide messenger RNA. RefSeq names its product Mitochondrial translation initiation factor 2. The record is from RefSeq and is a predicted model, not a curated record. The transcript has a single exon. Gene Ontology annotation, biological process: translational initiation. NCBI's taxonomy places the organism in Eukaryota, Fungi, Ascomycota, Pichiomycetes, Pichiales, Pichiaceae. The coding region runs from base 1 to 2352 and encodes 783 amino acids. Gene Ontology annotation, molecular function: translation initiation factor activity; GTPase activity; GTP binding.